CCAGUGUGCCCUCUCUUGUGCCUCGUAUCCAUGCUGUUUUCCGAGGUGUUGAAUUGAAAAGACAUGUUUUUAUGUUUGUGGACAUAGUGAAAUGACCGACUCAUAUACUGGAAAAACGGAUACUUCAUAUGGUGCAAUGGCAAUGGGCGUUGUCACCAGCGGUUGUGGACUUUUCCUAGCAUCUUCCUGGCAUCUCAGGGGACGUAUGGGGAGUGUCAUCAUGACAGCUCUUCGGCGUAAAAGUGGAAGCAGUUUUCGUAAAACUGGCCUCUUGGGUGAAGAGGUAAAGAUGACACUCGUAGUACGAAAGGACCUAAAUAUGGGUAAAGGGAAAGUGGCAGCUCAGUGUUCCCAUGCUGCUGUGAACGCAUAUAAAGAGCUUCAGAGGAGAAGCCCGAAUCUUCUUAAGCAGUGGGAGUCUUGUGGCCAGCCUAAAGUGGUGGUCAGGGCUGACAAUGAGGAGUCUCUACUUGAACUUUAUCGCCAAGCUAAAGAAUCAGGCCUAGUUGUCAGUUUGAUCCAGGACGCAGGGAGAACCCAGACAGCCCCAGGUUCAAGAACAGUUCUUGCUGUAGGGCCAGGACCCGAAGAUGUUGUGGACAAGAUCACAGGACAUUUAAAAUUGUAUUGAAUGUGUUAUUAUGCAUGUCCAGGAUUCACACCUGUUCGACGCUGUCUUUAAAUGUAAUAAAGUGUUAUUUUUGUCAGCG
Messenger RNA from Sardina pilchardus (European sardine), 710 nucleotides. Its product is annotated as peptidyl-tRNA hydrolase 2, mitochondrial-like. Gene Ontology annotation, molecular function: peptidyl-tRNA hydrolase activity. Gene Ontology annotation, cellular component: mitochondrion; cytosol. The record is from RefSeq and is a predicted model, not a curated record. Gene Ontology annotation, biological process: negative regulation of anoikis; positive regulation of anoikis. Bases 92 to 631 code for a protein of 179 amino acids. The transcript has a single exon. NCBI's taxonomy places the organism in Eukaryota, Metazoa, Chordata, Actinopteri, Clupeiformes, Clupeidae.